UGAAAGCAUCACCGCGGGGCUCGGUGCAGCUGGAAGGAGACUUCUGGUGGACAGCCUCCUCCUACAUGUAGGCACAGAGGUCGCAGAGAAGAAACCCACCGCUCCAUGUUUGCUCUUAACAGCCUCAAUGUAGCUUCACUCGACUCUUUCAUAGCAAAAAGGAAACGAAAUUAUGAGUGAAAACAUCUGGGAGCGGCGUACUUUACAUGAAAAGGUUUCGCUUUGCCUCGCAUUUUUGCCUUUUGUAUUUCCUUGCUGAAUGUCGUGGACAUUUUGGAUUUUUUUGAAUGCUCUUGUGUCAUUAAGUCUUACAAAUUAAGGACAAUUUUUUUCAAAUUUCAUCCCGUUCGGUUAGUUGUCUUUAUGUGAGCUGAAUACUUUUACGUGUGGGGGACGACAACGUAAAACAACUUGAGGACGGCUCUGCUGAGGAGAAUGUGCGAACUGGGCCAGCUUCGAGUUGCUCUUUAAUGGGGCAGCAUUAGCUAACUGCUAACUAGCACACCCCUAUUGAACUAACCUCAAGCAAAGCUAGCUGAUGCCCGCUUCUCGACACGUUUUCUUUGGAUACUAACAACCUGCUCAUAACCCUGAUAUCGUUGAAUGAGACGCUGACUCGAAAGCAAUUCAGGCAAGAACAUUAUUGCUGUUGGAUCUAUCCUCUCCUAUCCACUGGGAUCCAGGCGCUUGAGUCCUAAAUGACAAGUGCCUGAGGAUGUCGAAGCGGAGCCUGUUUGUUCGUCUGGUGCCAUGCCGCUGCUUGCGGGGUGAGGAGGAGGCGGUAACAUCGCUUGACUACUCCCACUGCAGCCUGGAGACUGUUCCUAAGGAGAUCUUUAGCUUUGAGAAGACCCUGCAGGAACUCUACCUCGAUGCCAACCAGAUCGAGGAACUGCCUAAACAACUGUUUAACUGCCAGAUACUGCACCGACUGAGCAUGCCGGAUAAUGACCUGACAGUGUUGCCAGCAGCGAUCGCAAACCUCAUCAAUCUCCGGGAGCUUGAUGUCAGCAAAAACAGUAUCCAGGAGUUUCCAGAAAACAUCAAAAAUUGUAAAGUCCUAACUAUUGUAGAAGCCAGUGUGAACCCUAUAUCCAAGCUCCCAGACGGGUUCACCCAGCUCCUGAGUCUGACGCAGCUCUACCUGAAUGAUGCCUUCCUGGAGUUCUUACCCGCCAGCUUUGGCAGGUUGACUAAACUACAGAUCCUGGAGCUGAGAGAGAACCAGUUAAAGAUGUUGCCAAAGAGCAUGCAGAAGCUCACACAGCUGGAGCGGUUGGACCUGGGGAGUAAUGAGUUCACUGAAGUGCCUGAGGUGUUGGAGCAGCUGACUGGAAUCAAGGAGCUGUGGAUAGACGGGAACAGACUGACAUUUUUACCUGGGAUGCUAGGGAUGCUCAAACAGCUGGUAUACCUGGAUGUGUCAAAGAACAACCUGGAGAUGGUAGACGAGCAGAUCUGCGGCUGUGAGAGUCUGCAGGACCUUCUGCUCUCAAACAAUGCCCUCACACAGCUGCCAGGCUCCAUCGGCUCACUGAAGAAACUGACUGCACUGAAAGUGGAUGAGAACCAGCUGAUGUAUCUGCCUGACUCAGUCGGAGGACUGCACUCUCUGGAUGAGCUGGACUGCAGCUUCAAUGAGAUCGAAGCGUUGCCCUCUACCAUCGGUCAAUGUGUCAGCAUCCGCACCUUCGCUGCAGAUCACAACUUCCUUACCCUACUCCCCCCCGAGAUGGGCAGCUGGAAGAAUGCAACUGUGCUGUUCCUACAUUCCAACAAGCUGGAGUCCUUGCCUGAGGAAAUGGGUGACAUGCAGAAGCUCAAGGUCAUCAAUCUCAGUAACAACAAGUUGAAGAAUCUUCCCUACAGUUUCACUAAACUGAACCAGAUGACUGCAAUGUGGCUGUCUGAAAACCAGUCGAAGCCCCUGAUCCCGCUCCAGAAAGAGGAGGAUCCAGAGACACACAAAACUGUGCUGACCAACUACAUGUUCCCCCAGCAAACCAGGACGGAGGAAUACAUUCCCAGCUCUGACUCUGAAAGCUUCAAUCCAGCUCUCUGGGAGGAACAACGCAAGCACCGAGCUCAAGUGGCCUUCGAGUGUGACGAAGACAAGGAUGAGAGAGAAACACCCCCAAGGGAGGGUAAUCUGAAGCGCUACCCCACUCCGUACCCAGAGGAGCUGAAGAACAUGGUGAAGACAGCCCAGUCUGUGGCUCACCGGCUGAAGGAGGACGAGUCAGGUGACGAGUCGGGGAGGGAUGCAAAACCAGUGGAGAGGAACCACAUUGGAGUGCAGGACGUGGGAGUUAAGGUGAUUGAAGCUCCCUAUCCCAAUGGCACAGUAUCAGACAUUGAGCCCUCCAUCACAUAUGGCCAAAACUCCUCUUCCACAGAAUGGAAAGACACUUCAGACUCUUACAGCUCUCACAGAGUCCCUCUCAAAACUGCAGGGGGCUCUAUGAUGAACCAUGAGGACACACUGGAGGAUUCUGAGGAGCUUUCUGAUGAAGAGACAGAGAUGAAAGUGGCUCAGAUGAGACCCCCUCUAAUUGAGAUCUCCAUCAACCAGCCUAAAGUGGUGACUCUAAGUAAGGAGAAAAAAGAUGACGCAGACUCUUUGCUGGAUGAUACAGUUGCCAACAGCAACCAGAACAACAGCAACUGUUCAUCUCCAUCACGCAUGUCGGACUCAGUGUCUCUGACCACAGACAGCAGUCAGGACAACUCUCUGUGCACCCCCGAGAGAGAGGCAAAGAUGCCCUUCCUGCCAAAAAGCAGGCAUGAUGAUGAGAACAUGAACCAGCCUAAAGACACCACCCCUCUCCUCCAUAAUGGAAAUGGCUCUGAAACAUCCCUUCAAGCCCUUCUGAAAAUCCAACAGACCCCACCAGAGAAAAUGGGGGACUAUGACCUGUCCAUGGAAGCCAGGCUGGCCUUCAUCGAGAAGGGAAUUAACAACGGCAUGGGAGAAACGUACACCAAGUGGGACCAGAUCAAUAUGAACGUGUCCAAAUUACCAACGGACAACAUGGUGCGGCUGGACGAUGUGGACCAAACCAAGAAUGGUUCAGUCAAUCCAGAGGACAGCAAGCAGGGCUUCAGCAAUGACAACAUGGAGCAUUUCCUGAAUGGAAACCAGCAGGUCAGUGACUGCAUCAACAGUCUGGGGAACAAAAGCGAAGCGAUGAGAGUGGAGACGUCUGCGGUGCAUUCGGCCUCGACAGGAACGACCGCCAACAGCGACAUGUCUCUCUCUCGAAGCACUGAGGAACUGUCUCCAGAGAAGAGGUGCAACCCCCCGCAGGUGAUGAAGUGUCAAAGUGUAAGCAACAUGGAAUCAGGAGGACUGAAGCUAUUCUCCUUUGAUGGGGGCGAUGAGUGCUAUGACACAGCAGGCAUGACCAGGAUGGCAGGGGCCGGCCCGGGACCGGGGGCCCCUCAGGGCCAGAGCAUCGUCAGGAGCAAGUCGGCCAGUCAGUUACUCAACGACCAGACUCUGCAGAUCUACCCCGGCUCCUCCGCCUCCUCCUCAGACCUGCUUUCCUCCUCCAAGCCCCCUGCCAGCACCAGCAGAUACCCCGUGUCUUCCAGCAUGGCCAUGGGCCUCCCCCCCCCUCAGUACAACAUCCAGUACUCAAGCAGUGCCCUGCCUAAAGAGGGUCUGUGGGCCCCGAGGACGCCCAUACCUCCUGAGCAGCAAGGCUACCUCCCUCCUCCUCCACACUCACUAGCCAACACCAACUACUCAAACCGUAACCAAGCCCCUCCCUACCCUCAUCAGCCCCAGCAGAGGGGGGCUCCCAAACCCUCCGGGGACAUGUGGGCUUAUUCUACUGGAGGCCAGGGCAGAAGCAGCACUCUGCAGAGGCAGAGCAGCACCGCCUCCACCGCCUCCAUGGGCGACCCCAGACGCAUACAGGUGCCUGACGGGGAAUAUAUGACAUACCGGGACAUCCACACCCUCGCCAGGGGGCCGCUGGCGAUGAGCCAAGCCAUGCAGAGGCCCCUCUCAGCGCGCACUUACAGCAUCGACUCUCCGGGAUCUUCCAGGCCUCCCUGCGCCCGGCCGCAGCCUCACGAGCUUCCAGAGAGGACCAUGUCCGUCAGCGACUUCAACUACCAGCAGAGCAGCCCCAGCAAGAGGCCCGCCGCCAGGGUGAAGUCAGAGCACUCGCUGCUGGACGGGCCAGCACAGGUGCCGGGGGGAGUCGGGGUGGGAAGGGUGCCAAAUGACUGGAGAGACCAGGUGAUGCGGCACAUCGAGUACAAGAAAAUGGAAAAGAACGCGCUGUCUCGCUCCUAUAAUUCCAAUAACGCUCCGCUGAGCUGGUCUCACUACGGCAGCUGUAGGGAUAUGCAUGCCAGCCAGGGGUCUCUGGUGUUUAGUGCCAGGGACGGAGGGCCCUACGGAGCGCUGGGCCUCUGUGACGAUGUGUUUCCCCAAGGACAGCAGAGCUACACCAUGGACCCUCACAGAAAAGUGCCUUUGAUGAACGGUCAGAUGGGCCCCGCUGUCCGUCCUCAGGCGAGCCAGGGGUCCAUGGCCCGUCACCCCUCCAGAGAGCAGCUCAUUGAUUACCUGAUGCUCAAAGUGUCCCAUCCUCCCCAGGGGCCGCCCCAGGGGCCGCCGCGUAUCCCGCCUGACGCUCUGCAGCAAGAGUUUCGUGUGAAAGUGGAGAAAAAUCCAGAGCUUGGUUUCAGUAUAUCAGGAGGAGUGGCAGGUCGGGGAAAUCCUUUUCGCCCAGACGACAAUGGUAUAUUUGUGACGAGGGUUCAACCUGAGGGGCCGGCAUCUAAGAUUCUUCAGCCUGGAGAUAAAAUCCUCCAGGCGAACGGCUACAGCUUUGUGAAUAUCGAUCACGGGAACGCAGUGGCCCUCCUGAAGACUUUUCCUAACACUGUGGAUAUGAUUAUCGUAAGAGAAGCGCAGGCAUAGACUGAACCUGACCUCUGAAGCUGAGGGACACGAGACAAACGGAGACAUUAAUGUUGACUCUCAUAUUUUUGUACGCAGAGGACACUGACCUGUCGGGACUAUUUAUAGCAGAGCCUUGAUUUACGGGGAAAACCACUGAAUGUAGUGGAUCAAAGUGAAACGAGUACGAGUCCUCAAAAGGCCAUCACUGUGGUAUAUAUAUUUUUAUACAAAAGAAGCUGAAGACGUGACCUGAUGCAAAUAAUUACUGUGGUCUCUGUACAGAUCAUCUUUUCGUUGUUCUUCUUUUUGUCCACAACUCACAAGUCCUUGAUCAUGAAUGAGGUUUCAUUUCUGCAGAUUGACAUGAAUUGACCACUCCCUCGCCUUUUUUUUUUUUUACUUUUAAUUUAAGAUGUUGAAAUCUGGUCUGCCCUGCGAUCUUUUAUGGAGGACGAUGUUACGUGCUUUUCUUGUGGAGACGAAUGUAGAUCGAGGAAGUGAUUUGAUUUUGUUUUUCGGAGAGAUAUCGUUUCUCUUCUCGCAAGAUCCAAGAGAAGAGGAUCCAGCCCUGCUUCCAUAAACCUGUGAACACGCGACACUUCCACAGGAAUAUCCUCACGGCUCUGCACACCAUCCCAACACACCACUACCUGCGCUGUGUGGAAGACAAUCCUUGGCAAUAUGAAUGAAUCACAGCUUCUCGGGUGUUGAAGAAAUGCAUUCGAUCAUUUCAGAGGACUGGAAAAUGAAAUUCAAACAUUGGGGAAAUGGGAGAGGGGAGGUGUUAGCUCAGCCUUAAUCUGUUCAGAUAGUCAGAAGCUUUUGUUUGAAGCUGAAGUUCAACAUUUUGGGACAUUUUCUGAGAGAAGUUUGAAGCACUUGCAGUGACCGUACGCCAGAAAGAGCUGCACGUGUUUCCCAAAAUGUUGGAACUCUUCCUUUAAGCGUAGAAAGACGUGGCGGUUGUGCUAGUGAACCAAAGCAAGUUUGUGGACAGGGAGAGUGCAGGAUAUUGGAAAGAUAUUUGAAUAAGAACAGGUCAACGUUUCACUCAUGUGUUUUUAUUUCCUAAGGGCUUCAUCUUUCAGGCAGCCAUUGGGGAGAUGAACGUUUUAUUUUGCCGGAGUUUCAACAUCUGUCAGUUUCUACAUGGGAGAAGACCACAGUUUGCCUUUUGUGUCUAUGAAAUGAUGUUUUAAUCACGCUUCUUACUCAUCACUUCGGAACCGUUUCUCAAUAUGUUUUCUUUGCUGUACAGAGAGUAGAGCUGGGAGAAACAAGUUGUCAAGUGCCAUAGACCUGGAACUGUUUGAGCAGGGGAGGACCCCAGAACCCGAGCAAUACUCACAUAAUCACAGCAUUUGCAGCAUCAUGGCUUCAAAGCAAUACUAAAGCCUUUAUUUUCAAAAAGAUCAUGAGAUAGCAUUUUUUUAAACACAAUCUUUAGUAAUCACCAAUGAUUUUACAUAAUUUUUAUAUUGUGAAAACAUGUUUUUUUUCUAAUGACAUAGCACAAGAAAUAUAAACAGUGCUUAAAAAAAGAUUUCUCUGCGUUGUGUAAAAGUGAAAGAUGGUGUCACUUUGCCCAAUGCGUUUGACUGUCUCUUAGAUUACCAUAGCUCCUCACGUUCAUUUGUGCAAAAAUAAUCCACUUUAAAAAUCGAAUUGAGUGAAAGCUGCAUCUCAGAUCAUUCCUAAUGUUUGUCACAUGUAGGAAAAUGUGUUAUGUGUAAAAGCAGCAUUAUGUCACUUCAUAUUCUCUGUGCACAUCUCCGUUAAUAUUCUUUCACUGGUAAAUAACUCUCGAGUGAGACGUGUUUCCACAACAAAUGGGAAUGAUAAAAGUCACUAAAUAAUGGCCCCUUCAAUUCCAACAACACAUUUGUGACCACUGAAUUAUUUGUACAAUAUGUAAUGUUUUAUCCUAAUGCACAUGGCAUUCCCAUAACUUGUUUACAGUAGAUUGUGGCCUCUACUGAUCCCAUGUGUAGUUAAAUAGAUUUAUAUUUUAUGCUUGUGGCACUGUUGAACCAAAUUUAAACACUGGUAGUUCACAAAAUGAAAUAUACCUUUUUAUAUAAUAGUCAAAAUGUUUAAAGGUAGUUCUAAGUGAAGCUGUACCCUUAAUUUUUUUUAACUGAAUCUAGAAUUUGUACAUUUUAUCCACAUGAAAAUGAAAUGAUUUCCUAAAUGUCUCACAGAGCGUAGUAUUUCACACAGAUGAUUUGUUUUUAUUAUUUGUAUUAAUUUCUUGGUGAUUUCUGUUGACUUUGAGGGGAUUUCUGCGGUAAUGGUCACUUUAUAUUCAUGGCAAAAAAACAUAGAGACAUGGUAGACAAUCUAGGGAGAUAAAAACAUUUCUUCAUUCAUGUCGCUCGUUUCUUACGCUCCCGUAUCGUUCUUAUUUAUUCAGCAGCCUUCUUUGGUUUUUAGACCUUACUAAUCAAAUUGUAAAUAUCUUAAAAAAUUGAGAAAUUAAUUAAUGACGGCAUUAGUGACUUGCGAUUGUAAAACCAGCAAUAAAUUGCAAUGCAGAGGCACUGGUUUUAAUGUAUAGCUAGUAUUUCUAAGGUUUCUCUGGAAACAGUGAGAUGAUUGAAAUGCAUUUAUCCAACAUUCCAGAUUUUGUACAUAAUUACCUGUUUCUGAAGUAACCUGUGGAAAAUAAACGAAUGCUCUUUAGCAA
Molecule: messenger RNA, 7607 nt
Organism: Trematomus bernacchii (emerald rockcod)
Lineage: Eukaryota; Metazoa; Chordata; Actinopteri; Perciformes; Nototheniidae
Gene: erbin
Product: erbb2 interacting protein
Exons: 27
Coding region: 716-4939 (1407 amino acids)
Biological process (GO): neurotransmitter receptor transport, endosome to postsynaptic membrane; neurotransmitter receptor transport postsynaptic membrane to endosome
Cellular component (GO): postsynaptic membrane; postsynaptic density; adherens junction
Molecular function (GO): protein binding
Source: RefSeq, a predicted model, not a curated record